AUGGAAAUUCCUGUCGUUGCCAUAGCACCGGGAACCGAUAUUGGGGGGGGGGGGGCAAAGGAAAACGGAAAAAAAUGCAACUUCUGUAUUUCAGAUUUCAGGUACUCAGACUCCACCUUUACCUUCACCUACAUCGGAGGCUCCAAAAGUGUGUCCUAUUCAGUACAUGUCUCUGAGGAUUAUCCAGAUAACACAUAUGUGUCCAGUUCAGACAACGAUGAAGAUGUGUUAGUUACCACAGAGCCAAUCCCAAUAAUUUUCCAGAGAAUUGCAACAGAAUUAAAGAAAACCAGUGAUGUCAAUUGCUGCUUAUCUAUAAAAUCAAAAUUACAGAGGGAGAAUGGAGAGGAGUCAAGACACAAUAGUACAGUUGAAGAAGAUUCUGAAGGAGAUAAUGACUCUGAAGAGUUCUAUUAUGGUGGACAGGUUAGCUAUGACGGAGAGCUUCACAAGCAUCCACAACUGGAAGCUGAUUUGACAGCCGUGAGAGAGAUCUAUGGAUCUAGUGCAGUAUCUCUCAGGGAAUAUGGAGCCAUUGAUGAUGUAGAUAUUGAUCUGCAUAUUGAUGUUAGCUUUCUUGAUGAAGAGAUUGCUGUGGCUUGGGAUGUAAUUCGCACAGAGCCUAUAAUAGUGCGAUUGCACUGUUCACUUACACAGUACUUAAAUGGUCCAGUACCCACUGUGGAUGUAUUUCAGAUCUCUACUAAGGAAAGAUUUGGGUUGGGACAUCAACUGAAAAAGAUCAUGCAAACAUUUGUUACACAACAGUGGAAAAAUAGUAAAGAAAAAUCAAAUUGUACGCACAACAAGAAAUUGUCGGAGAAAAAAGUGAAAUCCCCUCUGCACAUCUUUUCUACCUUGCGCAGGUCGCCAAGUUAUCCUCCACCUGGCUGUGGUAAAAACAAAUCAAAACUGAAAUCAGAACAAGAUGGCAUCUCCAAAACUCACAAGCUGCUGAGAAGGACUUGUUCUAGUACAGUUAAGGCUGACGAUGUUUGCACCACAAAAUCUCACAGAACAUUUGGCCGCUCGCUGUCUAGUGAUCCUAGGGCUGAGCAGACAAUGGCUAUUAAAUCGCACAAACUGUUGAACCGCUCCUGCUCUACAGCUGUCAAACAAGAAGAGUGCAUCACUCUAAAGCCCCAUAAACUACUAAGUAGAUCAUGUUCUGGGGAUCCUCGAUGUGAGCACAACAGCACCUUGAAGCCCCACAAACUUUUAAGCAGGUCUUAUUCCAGUAAUCUUAGAAUGGAAGAAUUGGAUGGACUGAAGAAUCAUAAGUUACUCAGCAAGUCUUACUCCAGUGCCCCAAAGUCAUCCAAAACGGAGCUUUUCAAGGAACCGACCAUUGCAGAGGGCAGGCGGCUCUCUCUUACCUCAGGGCUUAUUGGUAUCUUAACACCAUCGUCAUCAUCACCUUUGCAAGCUGCUCCAAAUUAUGGUGCAAAAUGCAUUCCAGUACGAGACCAUGGCUUUCUUGUGCAGACUAUUGAAUUUGCUGAGCAGCGGAUACCCGUAUUGAACGAAUACUGUGUAGUUUGUGAUGAACCACAUGUGUUUCAGAAUGGCCCCAUGCUGAGGCCCACUGUGUGUGAACGGGAACUCUGUGUAUUUGCUUUUCAAACUCUAGGAGUGAUGAAUGAAGCUGCAGAUGAAAUUGCAACUGGGGCUCAGGUGGUAGAUUUAUUAGUAUCCAUGUGUCGAUCUGCAUUAGAAUCGCCUAGGAAAGUUGUCAUUUUUGAGCCAUAUCCUUCUGUAGUUGAUCCUAAUGAUCCUCAGAUGCUGGCCUUUAAUCCAAGGAAGAAGAAUUAUGACCGAGUCAUGAAAGCACUGGAUAGUAUUACUUCUAUUAGAGAAAUGACGCAGGCACCUUACUUGGAAAUAAAGAAGCAGAUGGAUAAACAGGACCCACUUGCUCAUCCUCUUCUGCAGUGGGUUAUUUCUAGUAAUAGGUCACAUAUUGUGAAACUUCCUGUGAACAGGCAACUGAAAUUUAUGCACACUCCCCAUCAGUUCCUCCUUCUCAGUAGUCCACCAGCCAAAGAAUCCAAUUUCAGAGCUGCUAAAAAUCUGUAUGGAAGUACUUUUGCAUUUCAUGGUUCACACAUUGAAAAUUGGCACUCCAUCCUGAGGAAUGGCUUAGUUGUUGCUUCCAAUACAAGACUGCAGCUCCAUGGUGCAAUGUUUGGAAUCGGGAUCUACCUUAGUCCAUUGUCAAGCAUAUCAUUUGGUUACUCAGGGAUGAACAAGAAGCAGCAGAAAGUGUCAGCUAAGGAUGAACCUGCUUCAAGCAGUAAAGGCAGUAAUGCAUCACAGUCACAGAAGAAAGGACAGCAAUCUCAAUUUUUGCAAAGCCGUAACUUAAAAUGCAUAGCCUUAUGUGAAGUGAUAACCUCACCUGAUCUGCACAAACAUGGGGAGAUAUGGGUAGUUCCCAAUACUGAUCAUGUGUGUACAAGGUUUUUCUUUGUUUAUGAAGAUGGUCAAGUGGGUGAUACAAGUAUAAAUACGCAAGAGCCAAGCAUUCAUAAAGAGAUCCUUCGAGUCAUUGGUAAUCAAACUGCGACUGGUUAAAAGGAUCACUUUUAUUUAAUUGAUGUGAUUUGGAAGCCUUCCUCAGUCUCAAAGCUGGAUUUUGAACUGAAGAAGAAGACAUGAAAACUAAUUUAUUAUUCAUAUUCUAAACAAAUUAACCCUUUGAAUACUUACUGUUUUCUUACUUAGUAUUUCUUAUCUCAUUGAAAUACCUAAAAUGGUACAAGUUAGCAACUGUAGGGGUGCAAAGUCUAUUAAUAUACUACAACUAAUAGCAAUUAAACAGACAUUUGGGUUGCUCACAAUAAACAGAAUUUAAAAAGGA
Gavialis gangeticus (Gharial) is the source of this 2860-nucleotide messenger RNA. RefSeq names its product poly(ADP-ribose) polymerase family member 8 (gene PARP8). Lineage: Eukaryota; Metazoa; Chordata; Crocodylia; Gavialidae. Gene Ontology annotation, molecular function: protein serine/threonine kinase activator activity; NAD+ poly-ADP-ribosyltransferase activity; kinase binding. Gene Ontology annotation, biological process: endoplasmic reticulum unfolded protein response. Bases 1 to 2574 code for a protein of 857 amino acids. The record is from RefSeq and is a predicted model, not a curated record. The transcript is spliced from 26 exons. Gene Ontology annotation, cellular component: intracellular anatomical structure; endoplasmic reticulum tubular network; nuclear envelope.